Coregonus sp. 'balchen' is the source of this 14755-nucleotide messenger RNA. The record is from the annotation of a GenBank genome assembly. Lineage: Eukaryota; Metazoa; Chordata; Actinopteri; Salmoniformes; Salmonidae.
UUACCUGGAUAUGUUGAUGUUGCUAGCUAAGGAAGCUAGUGGUCGUUUUUUUUCUGUUUCCUGUCGCUGUUGUAGGGGGUAUUGGUUGCCAUAGGCUAGUUGACGUUACAACCAUGGAAAUCGACACACUUUUGGAGGCUUUCACGGGUAAAUCAACUUCCUUUAGCUGAUUUUCCGUAUUUCUAACGUUACAUGAUUAGCUACAUUGGAAUUGACAAACUUACUGUAGCCGCAUAUAUUCUAGUUAGCUAGCUAUCUCGUUGGAUGGAUGGAUAACUUGGCUAGUUAACUAGCUUGUAGCUAACUCUAGCAGUCGAAAUUAUUAGCUCGCUAGGCCUCUUUUUUUUUAUAACGUAACUACACGUAUAAUUCAAUAUUGAUGUGAAUGUGUGUUGACUUGAAGCUAUUUCAUCCACUUAAGGACACUUUGUACCUAGUCUAGUUAGCAGGUCGCUAUAGCUUAUGUUGACCAUAGCUAGCUAGCUAAGUGUUCUAGUUUAGUUAACUAGCUCGCUCUUUGCUACUAACGUUAACUAGCUAGCUAGCGUUAUUUAGUGGUGAAUGUGGUAGUUGCAGCCAUGGUGAACCUAUGAAGUUACUAAAUUAGUAGCUAUUCUAAUUAUAUGGUUGCAGCUUGCUAGCUACGUAGCGCCGGUGGUUGCCGUGAAGCUAAUUCUUCCUGACGGCGUACCCUGCCUGGACUACAACGCUGCACAUACUUGAAUAAGUGUUUUCUAUUUUCAUUUAUCUACGUUCAGACUUUGAGAAGAAAGGGAAGAAAGAUGCCUGUCCUGCCCUGGAUCAACUUCUGUCUCAUGUCGCCAAAACGGGAGAAACGAUGUGAGUGUCUGAGAAAUGAGCCUCAAGUGCCAGUCACUUUUCUAUUGAAUGGACAAUGUGUCAAUGCAGUAUAGAAAUACACAGGCUGGUAAAUUACACAAUGGGUAAAUUACAACACAUGGAUAGUCAUAUUGCUGAAAUGUCUUUAUGGAUAUGCUACCAAAACCAAGGUCUUGUUUGAGGAGACUGAAGUUAGCCCAAUAUUGGACUAAAGGAGCCUUACAUUAUACCUUAGUCCAAGGACCUUACAUUUUUAAAGGGCAAAUUGGCUCUGGAAGCACAAACGGCCAAAUACACCAUCUAAAAGUAUGUCUAUUCUCAAUUGCGGUAUGGUUCUAGAAAUAUAAAAUCCCUCAUUUACAUUUACGUCAUUUAGCAGACGCUCUUAUCCAGAGCGACUUACAAAUUGGUACAUUCAACUUAUGAUAGCCAGUGGGACAACCACUUUUUUUUUAAAUGGGGGGGGGGUAGAAGGAUUACUUUUAUACUAUUCCAGGUAUUCCUUAAAGAGGUAGGGUGUCAAGUGUCUCUGGAAGGUGGUCAGUGACUCCGCUGUCCUGGCGUCAUGGGGGAGCUUGUUCCACCAUUGGGGUGCCAGAGCAGCGAAUAGCUUUGACUGGGCUGAGCGGGAACUGUGCUUCCGUAGAGGUAGGGGGGCUAGCAGGCCAGAGGUGGAUGAACGUAGUGCCCUCGUUUGGGUGUAGGAUCUGAUCAGAGCCUGAAGGUAAGGAGGUGCCAUUCCCCUCACAGCUCUGUAGGCAAGCACCAUGGUCUUGUAGUAGAUGCGAGCCUCAACUGGAAGCCAGUGGAGUGUGCGUAGGAGCGGGGUGGCAUGAGAGAACUUGGGAAGGUUGAACACCAGACGGGCUGCAGCGUUCUGGAUAAGUUGUAGGGGUUUAAUGGCACAGGCAGGGAGUCCAGCCAACAGCGAGUUGCAGUAAUCCAGACGGGAGAUGACAAGUGCCUGGAUUAGGACCUGUGCCGCUUUCUGUGUAAGGUAGGGUCGUACUCUCCAAAUGUUGUAGAGCAUGAACCUGCAGGAUCGGGUCACCGCUUUGAUGUUAGCGGAGAACGACAGGGUGUUGUCCAGGGUCACGCCAAGGUUCUUUGCACUCUGGGAGGAGGACACAAUGGAGUUGUCAACCGUGAUGGCAAGAUCAUGGAGCAGGCAGUCCUUCCCCGGGAGGAAGAGCAGCUCCGUCUUGCCGAGGUUCAGCUUGAGGUGGUGAUCCAACAUCCACACUGAUAUGUCUGCCAGACAUGCAGAGAUGCGAUUCGCCACCUGGUUAUCAGAAGGGGGAAAGGAAAAAAUGGAUUGUGUGUUGUCACAUCAAAAUAAUUUCACAAAUGCAAAAUACAGACGUACUGUACACUGUUUUAACACAGUUGCAGAUGUACUGUACACUUUUUUAAACACAGUUGCAGUCAACACUAUUUUUAAGUGACAACACGUUUGUGGCAUCUGUCUUCCAUUUACACAUAGAUGUUCGGAGACGCAGAUGGCUAAUAAGCACAGAUCUUCUGUCUGUUUUCCGUAAACAAGGGCUGUAACAUGGAAAUAUGGCCGUGUGUGAACCCUAACCCUAUAAAGGUGUGUAGUAAUCAAACCUUUUUUUGUUUUUUGAAAAUAAUUUCUCGUCAAUAUGAAAGAUAAGUCCUUAUGCUUCCAAAACCGUGUCGCAAGCGAUGCGUCUUAAUGUUCAGACCGAGCGUCGCGGCUCUUAACAAAACUCUCUCCUACAGAAGACCCCUUCGUCCAAUGACUCUUAUGUGUAAUGUAAUUGAACUGAGAGUCGUGAUCAUGUGGUCCCAAGAGUGAUAUCACAACAUCAAGGCUCCAUCAGUUGGAUAGGUUACCAGUUGGUCUCGAAAACCCUUCUCUCCGUAGCGUUUUCAGUGGUUAGCUUCGCCCAAGGCAGGCUCUGUGUGAACUACAUUUCUAACCCUGUGUUUUAACGUUUACAAACAUCAAUCAGCGCUUGCGAAACGGUUUUCUUUCAAAUAAAAAAUAUACACUUUACUGUAGCAUAUUUGCACAGAUCAAUACACUGUGUGCCUCCAGUUGACGAACUACACUUCCUUUCCCAGUUAUGCUUACACACAGUUGUUCGGAGCAGUCGGUCUUCCGCAAACACUCGCAGCAUAGGUUUCCAUUAGGAAAAUGUGGUGCUGGACAACGUGACCGGGUAGAUUUAAAUUUACCAGACAUUUAAGAAAUUUACCGGACCCAUAUGCAUUGGGUACAUAACCCAUUAGGGUGUCCACCCACGGUGCUCAGAAUGACAAAUCACAUUUAAGAUUAUGGUAAUGCGUCUUAACAGAACAUGUAACUCAUGUAAUGAAGCAGCCAAUAAAAUGUAAUUUUCAAACAUUUGCCAAAAUGCAAUUUGUGGGAAAAUGUCAUUCUAAACAGCGCACCUGAUAGUGGUUCCAUAUAUGACAGAUGAACAUCUCUGUUCGAAAGAGGGGGACUCUAAAGAUGCAACAACUAGGAUGGGUUGCUAAUAUGACUAGGAUUGUGCCUUUGGCUUCUGGAUAACGAAUGAAAGUUGAUAAGAAAACCAGUAGAACAGGAGAGAAAUGGCAUAGUGGUGGGCCCAAUAUGGAAGUAAAUGGAAAUACAUUUGCCAAAAUUAUAUAAUUACUCCUGUCUAUACAGAAAUGAAUAAAAUCAUUCAAAAUAUUUCAACAGAAAGCAUGACUUCGCCACAGAGGAAUCGAGGAUCAUAGGCUUCUUAAAAAAAUUGCUGUGUAUUGUUUAAAAUCACAAGCUCAUAGGCCUAUGCCUAUUUGGGAAACCCGCAAUUUGGGCAGUGCGCGUGGCAAUAGGCCUAGCUGAUAAUUGAGUUGCAGCUGUCAGUAACAAGGUUUCCAUCCAGGCGUUUUAUGCGAGUAAAGUACGUCGGAUAAAAAAAAAAUGUAAUGGAAACAUACAUUUUUUCGGUAAACUUUCCAAAUGUCGACAAAAUACGAUAGACAAGGUGAGCUCUUUAAUUAUGCAAGAAAUGUCAGUGGAAACGCUUUAAUUAGCAAAUAUUGAAAUAAUAACAUCAAAUCGAAGUAAACUUUGAGUCGCGCAAUGACGUGUGGUCCUCCCACUACGACAUGUUGGGAAAGCAUGCAGUUUGUUAAAUUACAGACAAAAUAAGUUAUGAUGAACUUCACAGGGUGGUGAAAGUGCAAGGUGAUGAGCUUGACGCCUAGGGUCUUAUUAUGGGGACAUGAUAAUCGACACUUGGCUGCCUUUUUAUAUUUUUCCAAUCUUGCUCUUGUCCAUAUCAUCUCAUGUAGGCUACAUGUGCACUCUAGCCAACAGUGUGCAGAUAGUGCUUUUGGCUAGAGUGCACGUGCCAAUACCAGAGUGGGCACACUUGCUAUAUAACUUGCUAUAUAUAUAUAUUUUUUUGUGACAACCAUCAGUAGUUGAAAAUGCGAUGGAAACCAAUGUAACUUUUAUUUGGUACAUGGGAAUUUAACCGCAAAAUGUAGUUUUAUGUGCACUACAUCAUCACGCACAGCCUUUUAUCUACAACAAGUCAAUUUGAUGGAAACACAUGAGAAUGUGUUUUUAUGCAGAUUUUAGAAUAUUCACAUGAAAGUCUGUAACCAAUUGGCUGGAACCCUAGCUAGUGAAAAGCAUCUAAAAUGUGUGAAGAUAAUGCGUCUUGAGUACAAUUUAAAAUGUUGAGACAAGAAGAAAGGGAGGGGUGUAUGGCGAAGAUAUAGACGAGUCUCUCUCCAGAAUGGCUCAGCUGUCUCACGCUAAUUCUUGUGCAUUCAUUGUCAAUUGUUUUCCCCUGAAUCCUCCAUUUUUGUUGUUGUUGAUCAAUUCCCCAUUCCAUAUGUCACCAGUAGUAAAUGUACUGUUAAUCCCCGUCAUUUGGUUACAUUAAUUUCUGUUAAAUGAUUGUAAUUAAUAGAUGCAUUACCGUUCCCAUUCUCGGAGUGGAAACAUUGUUUGCAGAGUUCACAACCUGCUACACUUGUGAGAAACAAGUUUUGGUUAAUUUCAUAACCAUAAUUUACGAGAUGUGUAAACAUUUUUUUAUUGUCUUUUGUUUGGAAUGCUCCAUGUGAGCAUUGAGCAUGUCUGGUGUCUCUGUCCUGAUAAUGUUGAGGGAGCUUGUGCACCUGAGCAUGCAGUAUCAUGCCUGCUGCGAGGGAAUGUAGGAAAGUGUUUUAACAUCCACUGCAAAUGAUAAUACAGUAUAUUGAAACUAUAGUUCCUCACAGUAAGCUAUUUGAAAAAUCUUUCCAACAAUAUCCCCCUAUAAUCCCCAAUCCUCGGUGUGAAAGAGCAAUGGAAGUUAUAGGCCACAGGUAGCAGUAGGCCUAUAGGCUAUGAGUUCCAUGUGCUAAUUUCUUUAGCCGCCAAUGGAUCACGGUGUAUCAAUGUGUCCAUAAUGCAGAGGCUUUACUUUUUAACUUUGAGAUUAUCAUUUUAAUUAAGAUUUUUAUAAUUAACCAUGUGACAAUGAUUUUGAGAAACAAAAACGUUAUUGAAAUGAAACUGUUCCACAUUUGCGCAUAUGAAAACCAUAACUGGCACACAGAACUGUAGAAAUGGUAGGAGAAAUCCCGCUCAAAAUUGUGUUGGAUAAAUACGAUGCAUGAUGAAUAACAUACACACACAAUUAUUCCACAAAAUGAUGCAAAUUAACCUAUAGACCGAUAAGCAUGAUGGUCAAAUAUAUUUACAUCGACUGGUAUUUCCAUCAAUGAAUAAAAGCUGAUUUAUCUUUUUUCUUUCUCCUGGUCAUUUUGGCCAGCAACAGUUUUUUUUAAAUUUAUUAUCUUUUCAAAAAAUUGAUUGACCAAAGCCGACUAUCGCCGGCUAACGGAAACCCUGACACGUGGUAACAUGGAGAUAUGGCUGUGUGGGAACCCUAACCCUAUAAAGGUGUGUAGUAAUUUUAACCUUUUUGUUUUUUGAAAAUUAUUUCUCGCUGAUAUGAAAAAUGUGUUCCUUAUGUUUCCAAAACCGUACCGCAAGCGAUGCUUGUUUACUUUUAGAGCAAGCGUCGGCUCUUAACAAAAGCCCCCGGGAAGAAGAUACAGUGUCUUGCAAAAGUAUUCAUCCCCCUUGGCAUUUUUCCUAUUUUGUUGCACUACAACCUGUAAUUUAGCUGGAUUUUUAUUUGGAUUUCAUGUAAUGGACAUACACAAAAUAGUCCAAAUUGGUGAAGUGAAAUUAAAAAAAUUACUUGUUUCAAAUAAAUAAAUAACAGAGAAGUGGUGCGUGCAUAUGUGUUCACCCUCUUUGCUAUGAAGCCCCUAAAUAAGAUGUGGUGCAACCAAUUACCUUCAGAAGUCACAUAAUUAGUUAGAUUGCACACAGGUGGACUUUAAGUGUCACAUAAUCUCAGUGUAUAUAUACACCUGUUCUGAAAGGCCCCAGAGUCUGAAACACCUCUAAGCAAGGGGCACCACCAAGCAAGCGGCAUCAUGAAGACCAAGGAGCUCUCCAAACAGGUCAGGGACAAAGUUGUGGAGAAGUACAGAUCAGGGUUGGGUUAUAAAAAAAUAUCAGAAACUUUGAACAUCCCACGGAACACCAUUUAAAUCCAUUAUUAAAAAAUGGAAAGAAUAUGGCACCACAACAAACAUGCCAAGACAGGGCUGCCCACCAAAACUCACGGACCAGGCAAGGAGGGCAUUAAUCUGAGGCAACAAAGAGACCAAAGAUAACCCUGAAGGAGCUGCAAAGCUCCACAGUGGAGAUUGGAGUAUCUGUCCAUAGGACCACUUUAAGCCGUACACUCCACAGCUGGGCUUUACGGAAGAGUGGCCAGGAAAAAGCCAUUGCUUAAAGAAAAAAAUAAGCAAACAUGUUUGGUGUUCGCCAAAAGGCAUGUGGGAGACUCCCCAAACAUAUGGAAGAAGGUACUCUGGUCAGAUGAGACUAAAAUUGACCUUUUUGGCCAUCAAGGACAACGCUAUGUCUGGCGCAAACCCAACACCUCUCAUCACCCCGAGAACACCAUCCCCACAGUGAAGCAUGGUGGUGGCAGCAUCAUGCUGUGGGGAUGUUUUUCAUCGGCAGGGACUAGGAAACUGGUCAGAAUUGAAGGAAUGAUGGAUGGCGCUAAAUACAGGGAAGUUCUUGAGGGAAACCAGUUUCAGUCUUCCAGAGAUUUGAGCCUGGGACGGAGGUUCACCUUCCAGCAGGACAAUGACCCUAAGCAUACUGCUAAAGCAACACUCGAGUGGUUUAAGGGGAAACAUUUAAAUGUCUUGGAAUGGCCUAGUCAAAGCCCAGACCUCAAUCCAAUUGAGAAUCUGUGGUAUGACUUAAAGAUUGCUGUACACCAGCGGAACCCAUCCAACUUGAAGGAGCUGGAGCAGUUUUGCCUUGAAGAAUGGGCAAAAAUCCCAGUGGCUAGAUGUUCCAAGCUUAUGGAGACAUACCCCAAGAGACUUGCAGCUGUAAUUGCUGCAAAAGGUGGCUCUGCAAAGUAUUGACUUUGGGGGGGUGAAUAGUUAUGCACGCUCAAGUUUUCUGUUUUUAUUUUGGUCUUAUUUCUUGUUUGUUUCACAAUUUAAAAACAAUAUUUUGCAUUUUCAAUGUGGUAGGCAUGUUGUGUAAAUCAAAUGAUACAAUCCCCCCCAAAAUCUAUUUUAAUUCCAGGUUGAAAGGCAACAAAAUAGGAAAAAUGCCAAGGGGGGUGAAUAGUUUCGCAAGCCACUGUACCUUCAUAUAAUAAUUUAAAAAAUAAUUGGUCAUUUAGCAGACGCUCUUAUCCAGAGCGACUUACAGGAGCAAUUAGGGUUAAGUGCCUUGCUCAAGGGCACAUCGACAGAUUUUUCACCUAGUCGGCUCGGGGAUUAGAACCAGCGACCUUUCGGUUACUGGCACAACGCUCUUAACCACUAAGCUACCUGCCGCCCCGUUGGCGUCUAUGAAUGGGCUAGGCAACCAGAGAGGUAUCCCACGAAGCAAGCUAGAUCUACUCAGGUUUUUCUAAAGCUAACCAGCUUCAGUUAGCUUCACAUUCCAGCUCAGGCUUCAAGUGUCAAGUUUUAUUAGUCGUAUGUAUGGGAUAUGCAUGGUAUAGGCCUACAUCGCCCAUCGAAAUGCUUACUUGCAGGUUCCUUCUCAACAAUGCAACAACAAUAAGAAAUAGUCAAAAGUAAGAAUACAAACAAAGUAAAUGGCAGUAGAAUAUACGUUUUUUAGCAUAAUUAUAAUACAGGAACGCACAAUUUAUAAUGCAAUAUUUUACAUGUGUAUUGGGGAUGGGGGGCAAGUGUAUAAAUCGAUCAGUAUAGUAAGUCUGGUAGCAGCUGUUGUGAUGUGUGCAGAGAAUCAGAGCAGGUGGUCAGUCCAGUUCAAGUGUUCAGCACUCUGAUGGCUUGUAGAUACCAACAGGCUCAGGGACAGUUUCAUGCUCCGAUACUUUCUGUCUCCCUGACUGUAAAGGAGAGAACAGCUCGUGGCUGGGGUGUGGGGGGUCCUUGAUGAUGCUGCAUGCCUUCCUCAGGCACCGUUUCGAGUAAUUUCCUGGAUGGGUGGAAGCACGGUCCCAGUGACGUACUGGAGGGCCUUGCGGUUGUGGACGGAGCAAUUCCUGUACCAGGCCAUGAUGCAACCAGUCAGGACGCUCUCGAUGGUGCAGUAGUUUUGCAGAGGACCGGGGCAGCAUGCCAGAUUUCUUCAGCCGUCUUAGGAAGUAGAUGCUGUUGCACCCUCUUGACAAGAGUGGUGGUGUUGUUAGUCUGCGACAAGUCCUCGGCUUCAUCCAUACUGUGACGGUGGAUAUUGCUUGUCCGCCUGCCACAAAUUGUAGCAGGCUUAUAACUGCGCGUGCAUGUCGUACAUGGCUAGUCGAACGCCGAACUCUUCAUUGAAGCAAUGAUGAAACCUCAAUCCAUGGGCGAGUCAGUGCCACAUUUCAUUUUUUGCCGAAAUCAAAAUUAACUAAGUUAUCUUGCAAAUUCAGCAGGCUGUGGUGUGAAAUAGGCUUUUAGAAGUGCCAUCUUUAUUUUAUGACUUCUAGUUAAUGCUGUCUUUGGUGUUACAUUGCGUGAAGUUUAAAAUGCCUUCUGUCAUUACUAUGUGAUAUAUUUUAACAUGAUUAUUUUACACACAUAUUUGAUUAAAUAUUUUCUUAAUCAGUCGUCUUCCUCAAAUGAAGGGAAUGAAGUCGCAGUCUUUGCAGGAGGGAGGGAAAUCUGAUUUCAUUGGUCCUCAACUCAAGGCUCAGUCAUUUCAUUCAGAGUAAGUGGCGUUAGCCUGCCCCAGAGAAGGUUAGUUCUGAAGGAUUCGUUGCCAUUCAAAUUUACCUGGCUAAAAGGUGUGCCACUUUCAUAUGACUGGUUAUCCCGAGUUGAACUCAGUUGACCAAAGUUACCUCACUAACUCCUCAAACCUGCUUCGUAGGAUACCCCUCAGGUGUUGGACCUAGAGGAUAACUUUUUGGUCUCCCAUCUCUUCCAGGAUUUCAUGGUCACAGUUCAAAAGUUAUUUCCUGUUUAAACUUGAGAAAGUAAUGGAUGACUUCAGAACCUCGACGCCAGACCAGCGAGGGCCAGCGAAUCCUAAUGUGGAGUACAUUCCUUUUGAAGAGAUGAAGGAAAGGAUUCUCAAAAUUGUAGAUGGGUACAACGGGUGAGUGUCCUCCACUGUCCAGUGCUGAAACAUCUAAUAAAAAGUCUCCCUUUAAUGCUUGUUUUACUGGUAUGUCUUUGUGUAUACCUUUUUGACUAUAUUUUCCAGUAUUCCGUUCACCAUCCAGCGUCUGUGUGAGUUACUUACUGAACCUAAGAGGAACUACACUGGAACAGACAAGUUCCUCAGGGGAGUGGAGAAGGUAAGUAUCAUCACUGUUUCUGAGAUUGUUUAUCAUAAUGGGUUUUUUAAAUAUGGGGUGUUAUCUUUAGCCAAAAUGGGAGUUUCUAUUGGACAAAUUUAGGUAGGUUCUUCCUCAUUUUUGUUCAGUUUGCUUCCGUUUAAGAAACGUUUUGCAACAGAAUCAGCGUAAUGAAUAUGCCCCCAGGGUACUCUCCCUAUUAAGGAUACCCAUGUCACAGAUACAUGUCCUUGUGUUAAUUUGAAUUAAUAAUGCAUUCUCGCAUGGCAGUUAUUUUUGUUUUUACAAGUUAGAAUUGCUUGUGUUAGCAUACAAUAUCAUGCUUGGAGAUUGAUGGUACUGUUUAUAUUUUGCAGAAUGUGAUGGUGGUCAGCUGUGUAUAUCCUACGUCAGAGUAAGUUUUCUGUCAUGUUUCUCUACCUACAACUUUAGCUUAUGUCUAAAAGUGUUUUAUAGCAAAACAUACUUUUGAAGUUGGGAUCAGCUUUAAAGCUGUCUAUCAAAUCAUUUUGGGUAGGCUAACAGUCAGUUGGAUUUGCUGACUCACUCUGCCUCUUUUAAAGGAAAAAUGGGGCAACCAGUGUAAACAGAAUGAAUGGAGUGAUGUUCCCUGGCAAUACCUCUAUUUAUUCACGAAGGUGAGAGCUACCUACUUGUCAAUGGUUGAUGUUCAGUUAUGCAAUUUAUCUACAUUUUAUAACAUAAAACGGGUGGAGAACCCCAAUGAAACCCAGCAGUCUUUCUUUCCAGGGAUCCCUGAACAUAGGGGGAGAAGGUUUAGUAACUUACUCCUACCAAAUAUGCUAGUCAUACAGUGGAUGGCAGUGUAGUUUAUCUUCUUGUUAUUACACUGAACAAAAAUAUAAACGCAACAUGCAUCAAUUUCAAAGAUUUUACUGAGUUACAGUUCAUACAAGGAAAUCAGUCAAUUGAAAUAAAUUAAUUAGGCCCUAAUCUAUGGAUUUCACAUGACUGGGAAUACAGAUAUGCAUUUGUUGGUCAUAGAUGCCUUAAAAAAAAGGUAGGGGCGUGGAUCAGAAAACCAGUCAGUAUCUGGUGUGACCACCAUUUGCCUCAUGCAGCGUGACACAUCUCCUUCACAUAGAGUUGGUCAGGCUAUUGAUCGUGGCCUGUAGAAUGUUGUCUCUCUCCUCUUGAGAGCUGAACCUCGGCAAGACGGAGCUGCUCUUCCUCCCGGGGAAGGACUGCCCGUUCCAUGAUCUCGCCAUCACAGUUGACAACUCCGUUGUGUCCUCCUCCCAGAGUGCGAAGAGCCUUGGCGUGACCCUGGACAACACCCUGUCGUUCUCCGCUAACAUCAAGGCGGUGACCUGAUCCUGUAGGUUCAUGCUCUACAACAUUCGGAGAGUACGACCCUGCCUUACACAGGAAGCGGCACAGGUCCUAAUCCAGGCACUUGUCAUCUACCGUCUGGAUUACUGCAACUCGCUGUUGGCUGGGCUCCCUGCCUGUGCCAUUAAACCCCUACAACUCAUCCAGAAUGCCGCAGCCCGUCUGGUGUUCAACCUUCCCAAGUUCUCUCACGUCACCCCGCUCCUCCGCACACUCCACUGGCUUCCAGUUGAAGCUUGCAUCUGCUACAAGACCAUGGUGCUUGCCUACGGAGCUGUGAGGGGAACGGCACCUCCGUACCUUCAGGCUCUGAUCAGUCCCUACACCCAAAUGAGGGCAUUGCGUUCAUCCACCUCUGGCCUGCUGGCCCCCCUACCUCUGCGGAAGCACAGUUCCCGCUCAGCCCAGUCAAAACUGUUCGCUGCUCUGGCACCCCAAUGGUGGAACAAGCUCCCUCACGACGCCAGGACAGCGGAGUCACUCACCACCUUCCGGAGACACUUGAAACCCCACCUCUUUAAGGAAUACCUGGGAUAGGAUAAAGUAAUCCUUCUACCCCCCCUUACCCCACCCCAAAGAAAAAAAGAAAAAAACAUAUUGUAAAGUGGUUAUCUCACUGGCUAUAAGGUGAAUGCACCACUUUGUAAGUCGCUCUGGAUAAGAGCGUCUGCUAAAUGACGUAAAUGUCUUCAAUAGCUGUGCGAUGUUGCUGGAUAUUGGCGGGAACUGGAACACGCUGUCGUACACAUCAAUCCAGAGCAUCCCAAACAUGCUCAAUGGGUGACAUGUCUGGUGAGUAUGCAGGCCAUGGAAGAACUGGGACAUUUUCAGGUUCCAAGAAUUGUGUACAGAUCCUUGCGACAUGGGACUGUGCAUUAUCAUGCUGAAACAUGAGGUGAUCGCGGCAGAUGAAUUGCACGACAGUGGGCCUCAGGAUCUCUUCACGGUAUCUCUGUGCAUUCAAAUUGCAAUUGUGUUCAUUGUCCUUAGCUUAUGCCUGCCCAUACCAUAACCCCACCGCCACCAUGGGGCACUCUGUUCACAACGUUGACAUCAGCAAACCGCUCGCCCACACGACGCCAUAUACUCCGUCUGCCAUCUGCCUGGUACAGUUGAAACCAGGGUUCAUCUGUGAAGAGCACACUUCUCCAGUCUGCCAGUGGCCAUUCGAAGGUGAGCAUUUUCCCACUGAACUGCAGUCAGGAGUCAGACUCUGGUGAGGAUGAUGAGCACGCAGAUGAGCUUCCCAGAGACGGUUCCUGACAGUUUGUGCAGAAAUUCUUCAGUUGUACAAACCCACAGUUUCAUCAGCUGUCCGGGUGGCUGGUCUCAGACGAUCCCGCAGGUUAAAAAGCUGGAUGUGGAGGUCCUGGGCUGGCGUUGUUACACGUGGUCUGCCUCCAAAUUCUCUAAAACGACGUUGGCGGUGGCUUAUGGUAGAGAAAUGAACAUUAAAUUAUCUGGAAACAGCUCUGGUGGACAUUCCUGCAGUCAGCAUGCCAAUUGCACGCUCCCUCAAAACUUGAGACAUCUGUGGCAUUGUGUUGUGUGACAACUGCACAUUUUAGUGUCCUUUUAUUGUCCCCAGCAAAAGUUGCACCUGUGUAGUGAUCAUGCCGUUUAAUCAGCUUCUUGAUAUGCCACACCUGUCAGGUGGAUGGAUUAUCUUGGCAAAGGAGAAAUGCUCACUAACAGGGAUGUAAACACAUUUCUGCACAAAAAUUGACUGGGUACUUUUAUUUCAGCACGUGGGACCAACACUUUACAUGUUACGUGUAUAAUUCGAUUCAAUUGCAACAAUAUGAUUGAAUGAAAGCGUGUUGGAUUUUGCAUAUAGAGAUUAUUUCCUCUCUCCUUAUGGUAGGAAUAUAAAUGGACCAGGCACCCCAAGGCCACUGAACAGACCAAAGCUAUUGCUAUCCACCUCUCUGGCUACAAACGGUCUCCCUGACAGCACAGACGAUAAGGAACCACUCACAGAACAAGAGGAGGAGCAUGUUGUCAGGUAACUAGCAUUGUGUGAAAGCCAGGUGACUGUCAGCAGAACACUCUGUAAAUGUUACAUAAGACCUAGAGCAACUGGUUAUCUGAUGUUUUGACGCUUUCUUUAGUGAUUCCUCGGUAUCGGAAAGUGAUGCCACAAAAACCAGUCUGAUGAAGACCAAGCAUCCAGAAGAGGAUGCAACGGAGGCAGAGAUCCAUUCAGUCAAGAGGCUGAAGUUUGAGAAAGACAUGGAUGAAGAUGAGAUGUCUGGUCCUGCACCUGCCCAAAGCUCAGCAGACAUGCCAGAAUCGUCAACGGACAUUGUUGAGGAAGAAAAAGACAAGUCUGCUGAUAUGCUCACCACAGACGAUCAUGGUACUUUUUUUGAACAAUGGGGCAUUUUUAAAUAACACUAUAUGGCUGUAUUUACACAGGCAGCCCAAUUCUGAUCUUCUUUCCACUAAUUAGUCUUUUGGCCAAUCAAAUCUUUCACAUCAGAUAUUUUCCGGAGCUGAUCUGAUUGGUCAAAAGACCGAUUUAGUAGAAAGUAAUAUCAGAAUUGGGAUGCCUGUCUAAACACAGCCUAAGAUUGUGAAAGGGAAAGUUUGACAUGGGUCCAAGAAUAACAUUGCUAAAAUGGAUUAAUUGAUUUAUGGAAGGCUGUAAUGGUAUUCUUGCCUUCUGUCCUCCAGAGCCCUCCAGCACUCAGACAGAAGAGCCCUUUGAUGAGGAAGAGACGGCGGAGACAUCAGAGAGAGAGGCCGAGUCUGGCCCUACUAACAGUCUAAAAAGUGACAGCACCAUGGACCAGUCAGAGGAGCAGCUUGAUCAGUCAGGGAAAGAUUUAAGUUUAGAGGAACAGGGGGAAGGGGAUUGCAGCGACCCAGUCAGUAGCAGUAGCAGCAAUGGGGAGGGAGCACCCAGUGAAGAGCCUGUCCCAUCUGCCUCUCCCAGCAGUAAAGCUGAGUCGUUGGCAGAGGGCGCUGCAGCAGAAAACAGUUCAGAAAGCCCAGAGACUGCAGAUGAGCCCAUGGAACAGGACUAACCUGAGGGCCACCCAACAUUAUUUUACACUGUAUGAUACUGUAACUGUUCCACACCCAGGAGAUCUCUACCACUGUGGACUUGUAGUCUCCCAGGACAGGGGGGAUUUUUGUGAGGCCUCAGGAUUUUCACCCUCGGGUCUCUUCACGCCUUAUGACCCACCCACCUCCUGACAGCCACGCAUCAGUCCGAUUUUAAAAACGUUAUUUAAAGUUCCCCUUCAGCUAGGUUUUUUUCAAGCCUGUGGCAUUCAUUUACACAUGAAAUGCCUUUAUCACCCUGAUUUUUUUUUUUCUUCUCCUGUAUCACUGUCAUUUUAAUAUGUACUGCUAUUUUAGACGCCAAUUCCAAAGCUGCUUGGUUAACAUUGUGAUGUAGAAGGAUCAGUCAUUAUUCAGUGUUUGUUGUGGUCUUCAUCUGUGGUAAAUAUUUCAUGUUGGCCGGCCCAGUUAGGUUCUCUGGAUCUGUGGGAUGCCUUGGGUUUUCCCUGGGUAAAGUGACCGUUUACAGCUAUGUUUUGUUUUUGGUGUGGUAGUUUUCCUCACUUUGAAAUGUAAAGUGUAGAGAACUGGCCAUGACAUCUGUACCAUAAACCCACUGGAAGCCCUGCAAGUUUGCUAGUCUUGCAAAGUAAACAUACAGAAACCAUGGAUUGCAACCGAUCCUCCUCAUGUUCUAUGAUUUGAACAAUACAGAUAUAGCUGUGAACCAAAUGCUUUAAACU